AACCCUCGGUUAAGCUGAGCAAGCUUUCCCUCAUUUGUUUAAAAAACAACAAAAAGGGAGAGUAAAUUGAGUUAUUAGACAGCAAGGUUCCCCAAAACAGAAAACAAAGAGAGAAGCUUCAGCUCCACUUGACAUCUCUGCUUUGACUCGAUAAAACCAAGAGAAAACCAUCACUCCCCCUAUCCAUGGCUGCCGGCGGCGACGACGAGGCGGCGGAAGAACGACGGCUCAUCAGAAGAAGAGAAAUGGGCGUGGCCUGUGACCACUGCAACCAAGAGACAGCUAUACUCUAUUGCAGAGCCGAUUCAGCCAAGCUCUGUGUGGCUUGUGAUCAACAUGUCCACUCGGCGAACCCUCUUUCUUUGAAGCAUAUUCGAUCUCAGAUCUGCGAUAAUUGCGCCUCCCAGCCUGUUGCGGUUCACUGUGUUUCGGAUAAUCUGAUGCUUUGUAUUGAAUGUGAUUCCGAUGCUCACUCGUCGGUGACGAAUCAUCGGCGGGAGAGUGUGCAGGGGUUUAGUGGAUGUCCGGCUCCGGCUCAGCUCGCGGCGCAUUUGGGUCAUGAUUUGAUGAAAUUGGUUCAUUGUGAUGUGAACAUUGGGGUGAUUAAGGGGUUCCAGUGUGAUGACGAGGAGGGUGGUGAUGAUCAAUUCAUGGUGCCUAGUAGUAGUUUGUUUGGCCAGGUUUAUAGGAAAGGCCGAGGCGAAUCGUCGAGUGCUGGUUUAAUUGGGGGGAACCAGAAGCACGCGGUGCUCAAGCAAUUGGUUCAUCUCUUUCACACACAACAACAACAGCAGCAGCAACAACAAGACGGAGACGAGCAUUUUCAGAUUAGGCAGCAGGAGGAGGAUGCACAAGAGAGGAGGAGGGGAUUUAUGGAUAGUGUAGAUGGUGAUGAUGACAAAGACGCGCAUUCAUUGUUAUUGGCGCAGUCUUUAACUCCGCAGCAGCAAUUGCUUCCAUUUACCUCUUUGCUGAUGCAGCAACAGGUAAGUACGAGCACGAGUACUGGUCAAUUGGAUGUGAUGAAUGAGGUUGAUCAGGGUGGUUUUGAGCAAGGCGAGAGCGGACAGAUGUUGUGGAAUACUCAUCCCUCUGAUCAGGGCACUCAGAUUUGGGAUUUUAAUCUGGGAUGUCUAAGGGGUUCAGGUCCACUAGAUUUGGGUGAAGGUGCGAAUGAUGCAGGGUUUACUGUGAGAAGUUAUAGUGAACUCCUAACUGAAGCUUCUCUGGACGACACAAAGGGAAUAAGAGAACUUUACGGAAUGAAUAGUUCUGCGACACUUGAGAAUCUUGUUACUUUUAAGAAUGACAGAAAUAACCCAGCAGCUGGGCCAACAUCAUGUGAGAGCAACAAUUUACCGAUGAUGCUGAGAUGUGAAAAUACAGCGCCAGCAACAAUAAAGACUGAUUUACAGUUGAUGGCAAAGAACAGAGAUAAUGCAAUGCUUCGGUACAAGGAGAAGAAGAAAACACGGAGAUAUGAUAAGCACAUCCGGUAUGAAUCGAGAAAGGCCAGAGCUGAUACCAGAAAGCGUGUAAAGGGUAGAUUUGUCAAGGCCAGUGAAGCUCCAGGCUCCUGAAUUUCGACAUUUGUCUUUGCUUGAAGUUCCCGUCUCAUGCUAAAUCAUGUAGCGUCUCUUUGUAAACCAAAUACUGUUUUAAUGCUGCUGUAAGCUUUAAGCUAUAAGCUUGUGGUGAUGGUGAGGGUUGACAUGUAAUAUAAAGUGCGUGUAAUUAGUUGACUGAAAGGUGCCCCAACAGGGUGGUAGUUUUGGAGACCUUGUAUUCCAAGCUCAAAAAGAGCCAUUAGUUCAGUAUUUCAGUUAAAGUUAUA
Daucus carota subsp. sativus is the source of this 1834-nucleotide messenger RNA. Its product is annotated as zinc finger protein CONSTANS-LIKE 15. The record is from RefSeq and is a predicted model, not a curated record. Bases 186 to 1580 code for a protein of 464 amino acids. NCBI's taxonomy places the organism in Eukaryota, Viridiplantae, Streptophyta, Magnoliopsida, Apiales, Apiaceae. The transcript has 5 exons. Gene Ontology annotation, molecular function: protein binding; zinc ion binding.